Messenger RNA from Cynara cardunculus var. scolymus (artichoke), 800 nucleotides. RefSeq names its product ubiquitin-conjugating enzyme E2-23 kDa-like. The transcript has 6 exons. Lineage: Eukaryota; Viridiplantae; Streptophyta; Magnoliopsida; Asterales; Asteraceae. Gene Ontology annotation, cellular component: nucleus. Gene Ontology annotation, molecular function: ubiquitin conjugating enzyme activity. Gene Ontology annotation, biological process: protein polyubiquitination; ubiquitin-dependent protein catabolic process. Bases 40 to 591 code for a protein of 183 amino acids. The record is from RefSeq and is a predicted model, not a curated record.
AAUCAUCAUAUUUUCAUUUCUAACCAACUAAAAUCAACCAUGUCUUCUCCAAGCAAACGCAGGGAAAUGGAUUUGAUGAAGCUGAUGAUGGGUGAUUAUAAAGUGGAAAUGAUGAAUGAUGGUAUGCAAGAGUUUUAUGUCCAGUUUCAUGGACCUAAAGACAGCCCUUAUGAUGGAGGUGUUUGGAGAAUUAGGGUGGAGUUGCCUGAUGCAUAUCCAUAUAAAUCUCCAUCAAUUGGCUUUAUCAACAAAAUUUACCAUCCAAAUGUGGAUGAAAUGUCAGGAUCGGUUUGUUUAGAUGUUAUCAAUCAAACUUGGAGUCCGAUGUUUGAUUUGGUGAAUGUUUUCGAAGUUUUUCUUCCUCAACUUCUUUUGUAUCCGAACCCAUCUGAUCCCUUGAAUGGAGACGCUGCAGCACUGAUGAUGCGAGACCGAACUGCAUACGAGCAAAAAGUUAAAGAGUACUGUGAGCGAUACGCAAAGCCAGAGGAUGCUGGGGCUGUGCCUGAAGAAAAAUCGAGUGAUGAGGAACUGAGCGAAGCUGAAUACGGUUCUAGUGAUGAAGAAGUAGCUGGGAAAGCCGACCCGUAGGUGCACUCGUAUCCGUGUCCGUAUGUACAUCAUAACUAGUCUCUCUUUUAAGUCAAACAUUUAGCCCUCUAGAGGCCAAUUUGCUCCAAUAAUUCUUGUAAAAACUUGGUUUCUUUGUAACCUUUGUUGUUCAUAUUUGAUUUAUUCUAAAGUUUGGUGUCAAAUACUAUUUUCUGUUUCUGGGAAGUAAUCAGAUUUGGCAUAUUCAA